AUGUUUCCCCGAUUGAUAAUCGAUAGACAAAAUGCGGUCACAUCUUUGGGUCCUCUUUUUGGUUUCCCUAUAGUGUCGCCCCCUUCAGCUGCUCCACCACUUCCUGCACCUCCACCGCCACCAUCAGCUCAACAAUUGGUUCAGUCAUCUCAAGCUAUGACAACCUCAUCAUUGGCAUCGUUGACAUCAUUGGCUCCGAUCUCAUCCAUGUCGUCAUAUCAUAUGAAUUAUAUAAAUGGCACAACUGGUCCACCGGUUCCUUUGUCAUCGAUGGUUAAUCACUCGCAACAAUCGGCUACUAUUAGUACAAACCAAACUAAUUCAUCAGUUGAUACCAUUAUUAGUGGUUCAUUAGGACAGACAUCAUUGGAACAGUCACUCAAUGGCACUCAUUUGAGAUCACAAUCUCAGCCAUCAGUAGAUAUUAUGAAUCCAUCGUGUGAUUCACUGUUCAAUAAUAGUAAAUCUGGUCUCAUUGUCCAACAUAUCACCAGCAAUGGUGUGGAACAGCAAACGCAAACGGAUAUAGAGAGUGAUAGGUCAGUGUCUGGAGAAGAUAACUAUUUGAAUGGACAGUCGAUAGACAAUAACACUAACGUUAAGAUAAAUGGCAUUCAACCCAAACGACUACACGUCAGUAAUAUUCCCUUUAGAUUCAGAGAUCCAGAUCUGAGAACAUUGUUUGGCAGUUAUGGCCAUAUAUUGGACGUUGAGAUCAUAUUUAAUGAACGCGGAUCUAAGGGCUUUGGAUUCGUUACGUUUGCUAAUUCAGAUGAUGCCGACAGAGCACGGGAUGCACUCAAUGGAACAGUAGUCGAGGGCAGAAAAAUUGAGGUAAACAACGCGACGGCACGCAUUCAACCGAAAAAGGCGGCGACUUUGAUGACCACAUCAGUGGCCAAUGCAAUGACCACAAUGAGAGGGGCCAUACAAAGAGGUCGCGCACGGAGUGGCACUUUGGCGGCAUUUGCUGCAAGACAUCCUUCACCACUACCAAUAACUGCUACCCCGCAUGUGAACGUAUAUCCGGACCAUUUUCUAGCGUAUACUACUGGAGCUGAAAGAGCUUAUCCAUUGACCACCUCAUACGCUGCCAGUGCCGCAUAUACAGCAGCCGCUGCUCGAAGCUAUGCAUCUGCUGUGGCCGCCGCACAACCCGUGGCCGCCUAUCCAACCAUUGCCGGUUAUGGUCGAGAAUAUCCUGAAGCAUAUUUAGGACAUACCAUUGGACCCGUAACUGGAUAUGGGGCCACGUUAUAUAGAGGUGCAUAUAACAGAUUUGCUCCAUACUAA
Molecule: messenger RNA, 1293 nt
Organism: Oppia nitens
Lineage: Eukaryota; Metazoa; Arthropoda; Arachnida; Sarcoptiformes; Oppiidae
Product: RNA binding protein fox-1 homolog 1-like
Exons: 12
Coding region: 1-1293 (430 amino acids)
Biological process (GO): nervous system development; regulation of alternative mRNA splicing, via spliceosome
Cellular component (GO): nucleus; cytoplasm
Molecular function (GO): mRNA binding
Source: RefSeq, a predicted model, not a curated record